Molecule: messenger RNA, 21604 nt
Organism: Spirometra erinaceieuropaei
Lineage: Eukaryota; Metazoa; Platyhelminthes; Cestoda; Diphyllobothriidea; Diphyllobothriidae
Source: the annotation of a GenBank genome assembly
AUGAGUUAUCACAGUGUAUGGAAUUUCCUUAAGAGGAAAUUUGGCCUGUCAGAUCCACCUAGGACAAAUUCAAACGCAAGUAAUUGCACCCACGAGGACCCACCCAGCAGCAGCAGCAGUCUCAACUGCCACCUCGACACCCUCCCAGUCACAUCGCCCACCUCUCUGAAGCCGAAAAGAUGCCGCAUGGAAGGGCCGUCAAAUCACCUGCCCAGCGAGUCCGUUGAGGCCUUUGCCGCGCUCUGUCAACUCCUGACCUGCAGUGUCUGUCUUGAGAUCUCUCACCAGGCCAACCAAUGCGCCAAUGGUCACCUCAUCUGCCUGGCCUGUUCGGCCCAACUGGAGCAGUCCGCCUUCACCGCCGGCCGGGCUUGCAGUUGUCCCGUCUGUCGGGUCUCCCUGUCCGGUUGGGGCAACGACUCACUCACUGGUGCCGACGCCGGAAACCCAAACGGAACCCCGCCUGGCUUGCAGCGAUGCCUGUUGGCCGAACGCUUGGCCGCUGAACUACCUACCGCAUGCAAAUUCUGCGGCCUUCAGUUCCCCCGCAGGGCAAUCGAUAGACAUCGGGGCUUUUUGUGCGAAAAUCGAACAGUUGCCUGUCCCUACGGUUGGUUGGGUUGCAGGUGGAGGGGUGGCGCCGUUAAUCUGUCCGUGCACCUGAAGUCCUGCCGUCUGUUGAAUGGUGAGGAUAAACCGUGGAUGCGACUGGCGGCGAGGCGGAUGCAAUCGGUCAGUGAGCGUACCGCCGCCAGGCUUCAGCCAUGGAGGGGUUUGCUGAGGCUUCUGCGAAAUCGACAGCAUGUACACUUUGGCGUCAGAGGCCUGACUGGAUUGCGAAUGAUUCACCUGCCAGUCGUGAUGAGCCGUUUACGACGGACAGGACGCAACGGGGCUACUGAAAACUCCUCUGUUGCGGAAUCUUAUACGUACACCAGUCCGGUUCUCUGCCUACCAACGGGUAGUAAAUCAUCCAUUUGGGUACAGGUUAGUGGAAAUCUUUUGGCUGAAGCCCAUUUAAACUAGUUUCACUUGUAAGGAAGGGGAUUUUCUUCAAUUUAUUUGAUGUAACAACUGUCAGUGUUGUCUAGGAGUAUUUAAAGUGAAAUUUUCAAAGAAGACAGUGAAGGAAAAAUGUCCUUGUAAGAUCCUAUUUCGUAGCCCUGUCUGUUAGGAGUUAGGGUUACAUGUUAGAGUUAAGGGUUAAAAGUAGUGGUUGGGGUCAGAGGUUAGGGAUUAGGGUUUACGAUUAGGGACCGGGGUUUGGAAUUAGGCGUCAGGAGUUAGGCUGCAAGUACGACUACAAAAUACGAGCCGACCAAUACCGUAUUCUUAAACGCUUAUUUUAAAGCUAAGAUCAGUCUUCUGAGAUAUUUAAGUAGGCCCCUUUAUAAAAAAUAUAUGUUCCGUAAAAUGGCACGUUAAGUUUAGCGAAUGUGCAUUUAAGGCUUCAGCCAGCCUUGAAGUAGAGCAGGGAGUCUGGUAGACGUGACAAGGACUCCAUAGUGCUUUUUCGGAAAGAGUUUUAAAACGCUAGCAUCCUCCCUAGACGUCAGCCUCCGUGAAAAUGGAUGCUCUCGUGAAUAAUUUUCUCAUACCGACGGGCGAGACACCAGCUCACUUAGUACAUUUAACUGAGGAGCAUUAAUACCUCUCUGAGAAAGCAGCUUUCGUGACGACGGCUCAUAAGUGGUAAGAAGGCGCCAUUAAUGAAAACGGACGUGCAACAGUAAAGCCUAGUAAUCGGGAGAGCAGCUGGCUUGUUGCUUGAGACAGACAUAACGAUGAAAUGAGAAUUACCCCGAUAACGGUCCCGCUACUGGGGGAAGGAAGGAACUGCCCGUUCUGAGAGGCACAUCAAAAAAUCUAGAAGUGUUUUUUUUACCUCCGUAUUAUAAUGCAUGCAGUUGAUAAGGGUACUCUAUGCUCCAUAGUACUCUGCGCUUCAAAUGACUGCACAGUGCCCUGGAAAGGGUAGAUAGUAAGACCGUUAACCUGUGCUUAUAUGCCGCGCCAGAGACGUAUUGCUUUGCAUUAAAUAAGGGCCAUAAUUUGGGGAAACAGCCCUACACUCCUGCACAUAGUAACUUAAGUUUAGCCAGCCAGAAAUGACAAGAAGGUUUUGUAGACAGGCACAUUCGUGAUCACUGCCCAGUACUGCGCGGAUGGAAAAUCAUGGUCAUCUCUGGUCGUUGACAUCCACCGGCUUCAUUGUUGUUGAUUAUGUGUAGCUUGAAAGAAUCGCGUAGGCAAUGAAGAUUGUUAGUAUGCAUUUAAAUCCUUAUUAAGCCCGAAGAAGCGUAAGGAGAAUUUUCACCCCUGAGGCACGAAAUGCAUUCGUCUAAACGUCUGGUUACGUUUGUCCAUCAAAAACAGUAAUCAGCAAGAGCUUGAUUGCAUUUACGGGUUGUUUAAAUCGAUUGACUACCUAUAUUGUCUAGUAUUGUCUAGUUACAAUGUCAUUACGGAGACCUGUGCCAGUUUGUCAAGUCCUGAUCAAAAUAAUGACGCUCAUUUUGGUCUCAUAGUCAACUGGAGCUUAGGCUAUGCCGCAGGAAACUGAGAAAAAUGCAGAGAUUCAUUGGGAACUCGACUUAUUUUAUUUAAUCACUGCUAAGAAUAGUACGCGUUUCCACCAGUCAAUUGAUCCACCGCACUAAUGAAAUGCGUAAGACCAGAUUAUAUGGCAUAUAUUAUCCCCGCCUGGCGAGAUCAGACGGCGCCGACUUUCACGUGGUGCACCCCAGAAACCACCAUAUGCGGUUCGGAAGUUUGUACAGUAGAUGCACUAUCCCAUGAAAUGUUAACCGAAAUGCUGAUAUGUGUUUUCGAUUCAAAAUGAUAACAUGAGCAGGGCUGUAAGAUCAGUAUCCGUACUGAAGAGUCCCAAGUUAUCUCAUUUAAACCGGAAGGCUAACUUAUUUCCGAUCCUUUGCAAGACCCACACUCUGUGAAAAAGUGACUGUUGUAGAAGAAUGCAUUUUUCUCAUUAAUUUCCAUACCCCAUUUAAUUCAAAUAUAUUUUAUAGAAUACAUGCACAAAAUAUCCGUCACUUUACUCAGUUCAUAGUCAUUUGCAUCUGAUUUAAAUUUUAUACAUAGGGGAAGAAUGGCAUAUGGUUUUAAAAAAGCUUUUCGCUUGAGGAAUAAUUACGAAGACGACCUGUUACACAUUCAUUCAGAAGUUCCAACCAAUAAGCUAUAUAUUUUCCAUUCAAAGAAACCAUAUAUUUAAAUACGCUGUUAGGAAAAUAUUAUAUGGGGUUGAUGAAAUUGUGGAGUGCAUUGAAUCAUACAGUAUACUUUAUAAACGGCAUUGAUUAAUACAGAAAUGGGAUGUUUUGUGAAUGGACAUUUCGCUGUCUUAAAAACUUCAUAAUUGGAAACUUUAAAACCGAAAGACACGCUUUUCAGGUGAUGAACUUUGAAAAAACGUGCUUUUUGACCAAAUGCGUGCAAGGAUGAUUAUUUCUGUGCAUGUCUUCUCUAAAAUAUGAUUGAAUUUUUAAGGACACCGAAACUCAAUGCGGCAAACUCAUACUUCUUAGUAAGUCAUACUUUCUUAAGUAGUAGAAUACAGUUUUUGCAGGCUGUCAGAGGGAAGCUCGUUCAAAAGCCGGAAUCCUGAUAUGAAUGAAAUAUCCUGGGACUUUCCUGCACGGUAAUUAUUAUUGCAACCCUACCUAAGUAAUCUGGUUGAGUCGAAAGCGCAUUUUAGAAUUUCCGUUAAAAUUUCAAGAGAUAACACAUUCACUGUAGGCAAUGUCGGUGGGUGCCAUUGUGAGCGGAUCCACAUCAGGGUAGCUGAUUUCAAAAGCCUUCCUUUAGGUCUACAUGUUCCCUCCCUCCACUGUCCCGUGACUCUCAGCGUGAUAAUAUGUGUCAAAGCCAGCAUCUCAUGAGACUGCCUUGGGAUUCAUACGGAUUAUGCUAAUGACUGAGUGGGUUAUAGUGACGCAAGCUAUUACUAAUAUUAACGGUGAUGCAGACAAAGCUGGAGCUCGAAAGGACCAUUUUGUGCCAUCCCAGAUAAAGAGUGUGCCGGAAUUUUAAACCAUGGCACCUCUUUUAAAUAUUCUUCUGCCUGACGUCAAUGAAGGGCAUCAAACUCGCGGUAGAUGAAAGGAGACCGGCAGCGUUCUAUAAACGAGUAGAAAAAGAUUGGCUCUCACUGGACACUCUAUCUGCAACUAGAAAGGACCAUCGUAACGUCCCACUUUCUGACCAUCAUCGUCAACAUCGCGCAUUCCUGACCGUACAUUUCCUUUUUCCUACAAUAUUGUUUAAUUGGAUAAAAAAGAGAGAAACAUUAGGCGUUACAGAUGAAAUUUCAGUCUGAGGCUGAAGGUUCUCAGAGACUGGCCCGCCUUUGUGUAUAGGUCUUUGGAGCAAAGCAACCCUUAUCUCCGCGUAAUGCAUCAAAGGAUAUGAACCCUAUGUACGCCGAAAAUCGAACUGGGAUCCCACGCGAGCACGCCGCUACUAAACUGCUGACGCACGACUGCUAACCUCUGACACCGGCAAUGACUACUAAUCAGUCCAGGCGGCCUACAAGACCCGCUGCAUCGUGCUCGUAAGCACAGACAUCUGUUACGAUGUGUCUGCCGUCCAAUUUCUCAGACUGGAAGAAGAACUCAGGCGAACUAGUUUGUCUGUCAGAAAGACCUAGUCGAAGUGAUGAGGACGAGCACUAAUUUGAAAUGCUCGGCAACUUUCGGCCUGGGUAGAGAAAAGGAGGGGAGCAAAACAGACUUGAUAUUCAAAUUUCUCCGUGGUUGCCAAAUCAGUAGGUAGACUGAAAACAGGAGAAAGCUGAAGCUUAUCAGACUUUAAAAUUACGCCUCCGUCAUUCCGUGAUUAGCAGGGUUCUUCACUUGGUCCUCUCCAUGGUCAUGCUUUAAACUCUAUGAUAAUAACGAAGCAAUGAUUUUUCCACAUAAGGCCUCGAGGGAGACAACUCUGGCCGAUUCGACUGCAGGAGGCCAGGAAGGUCUGAGAUCUCCUCGGUCGUCGCCCCCCCCCUACUGCAGACACUAGGAUCUGCGGUACCUAACAGUGGCUGUACUGGAGCACAGAGCUCACCCACAACCAGUAAUGACUAAUGACUUGCCAAUCCCAUAGAAGUGCGUUAUCCGACAGUUCGGCCGUUGUUGCGGACGAUGUUCAAAGCAGGGUUAAUAUGAGGAACGGCGAUUUGCGCGCGAGUAAGCUUAUAGUGAUGGUAGACUUACGCAGCGUCUACCGCAGUCUCUCCUCUUCUCUCCCUUGUGCUCGGUGUCAAGACGGAGUCAAGAAACUCAUAGUUGGAACGGUAAGAAUCCGCACUUACGCGUACCACCACACCCCUUGGUCCACACCGGACACUGACCGUAAUUUUAUUGAACAAGCAGGUCGGAGGAGGCUCGGAUCCCCCUAGAAUGGAGGGCCAUAGACGCCAUAUUAUGAAGGAGGCAUUACGGACUGACUCUCCGUCCUGAAUGGACCUUCCCGUUGGCAGCAUUCUGUGGUGAUGAUGGUGGUGUUGGUGGCGGUGGUGGUGGUAGUCGUAUAAAUGGAGGUCAUUGUCAUGCGCAGUUAACAACAAGCCCAAUCAAAGCAUAGGGCAGUUGUAUGUAUCGUCAUCAGACACUCUUAGCAGAGGGAGAAUGAGAAGGGGAAUAAGAAGAAGAAGAAGAAGAUGAUGAUGAUGGUGGUGGUGGUGUUGGUGGUGGUGACGGUGGUGACGGUGGCUGCGGUAUCGGCGGCGGCGGCGGCGGCGGCGGUGUUCCUCGUCAUCGUGAUCAUUGUGGGGUUUGCGGCGAUGGUGUGUUGUGGUUGCUAGGGUGUUGUGGGUGUUCUUAUCGGUGAUGGAUAUGGUUGUCAUCGUUAUUAUGGAGUUUCGGGCAGGUAUGAAGGUGGGUCUGUACGAAGACAGUAGGCGAACUAGUACUGCAGCUAUUGCAAACACGCAAUGCUACGUCACCAUAGAGUAGCCGUUUGGACAGACGAUCGUUGUCCACCUACAUGAGAUGGUCGCCCCACACUAGUUGGGUUUGGUUUAGCUUGACAUGGAUGCCAAUGAUCACAGUCCAUUCUAUGACUUUUGCAUUUGGGACUGGCUCGCCACAUCCGCUCCAGCAUUCUCCAGAGGCAGGUGACGUAAAAGUGAUUGAAUUGCCUUACUUACAUGUCAUACAUUGUUUAUGUAUUCGCUCCCUACAACAGCGCUGUCAGAACUACCGCCCUGUACAUCCUGAGGUUCUUGUCGAGUUAAAGUCCGCGGCAGUCCUAGACUGCGAACUGUAGCCGACCGAAUGUCAGAUGGGCGUCGGAGAUCCGGUGGGUCCUUUAUUUGUCGGUCUUCACAUUCGUUAAACUGCACCUCCGAGACCUGAAAAUCUGUCGACUGGUGCAAGUUGUGUUCCAUUGACAUUAAUACUGAAAUCAACGUACUCUGCGUAGGACGCCAGUUGAUUCAUAACCACAGUCUUCUCCGUGUCGAUCAAAAGUCAUCUCAACCGGAGACGGAGAUGUUCGCAUUUUGCUGCUUGUUCUCUUCCCCUGCGAUGUUUGACGUGCACUCUUCCGCGAAAAAACUGUUGCGCAUGUUGGCCUUGAAUAGCCUCGACGAUGCUUUCGAGCGACGAAUGUUGGACAAUCUUCCGUCGGCUCGGUAGCUGAUGCCGACCACAGCCGCUCCUCAUGAUAGGUGUCCAUCAACAGCCCCGCAUUGCUCCACUGGUUAUCAUAGAGGUUUCAGAGACUGUCCCGUUCUCCCUGAGACGAGCCACCAUCCCAGCGUGAGGUUAGCUCAGCACUGGUGUAAGUUUCUCCUGACAUCCGUAUUUCAGCAUUAUUUUUCAGAGUCGAUCGUGGUUGACUCUGUCGAGGGUCUUCAUUAAAACAACGGUGGUGUAGAGGUUAGUCGUCGUCUCUUGGAACUUCUCUUGUAAGUUGCAGGCUACUAAAAACAUGUGGACGCUUUCACAGCUCAUCCGAAAACCAAAUCAGUUUUCUGUGAGACGUCUCUGUUGGGAGACGCGGAAAAUUUCCUUGUCAUGCGGACUAGCUAGACCCCUCCGUGAUUGGCACAGAGUUGUGAGGUUCCUGUGCCCUUGUAUAUGCGGAAGAUAGUCGUGCUUUUGAAGUCUUGAGAAAUGUCCCGUUCUACCUCUGCUUCCUCUCUGGCGAACUGUCACACCGUUCCAAUCGUCGCUCAAGGGCAAAAGAGGAGGACAAGUUUAUUGUCUGUUUCCUCCUGGAAGAGUUUGUUGGUGGUGACAUCGGAAACUCUAGAAGGUCGGUUAGGGACGGUUCUGAAGUGCUCUGCCAAGAUCUUAAAAAGUUAUGAUUUCUUUGCUGAUCUAUCGGAGUUGAAAAGUGGUGCGGUUCCUUUGGUUGAGGGAUAGUGGACCAUCUUGAUUGACGCGGAGGAAGUUUUGAGUUCACCGCGGUCCGCAUACCGUCGUAUUCCCUCCGCCUCUCCUUUCUUUCGCACAAUUUUGCAUCCUUUGCGUCGGCUGCUGUACCAGUCGGUGGCAUCUGAAGAUGGCCACUCCGAGAUUAAGGUUGGCUUUGUGAAACAUAUUCUUCUUCACGAGAAAGUCGAUAAUUUCUGCAUGGUUGUUGUCAAACCAGUCCUGGUGUUGAGGGGGUGCGCGUCGAAGAAUGUCCAAGGCAGUAGAGUGGGUGGCAUUCUGCCGUUUAACCAUUGUGUCUCUACGGUAAAGUUGUUGGUCAGAGCUUGCAUUGCUUCCAGACUCUGAGCCAGCUGAUUAAACUGAGAGCUCAUUUUCGAGAUAACAAGACGUUGCUUUGCCCUCCCUUCGGCUUCACAGAUCAUCGCAGUCGUCAGCAUGUCUUGUCAGUCCAGCGGGUGCCGGCGCCUCAAAAGAGGGUUCAUCCGCAUCGCAUUCUCCCGCGUCCGAGGGCGAAAUAAGGCGUUGGCAAGGAGAAGGUGAGAGAGGAGGCCGUUUUUGUUGAAGCCGCUGAUUCAGUGGGGAACCUAGCACUCCCAGGCAGCGUGGUCUGUCCCGAUGCAGGUGUUGGAGUCGCCUAAUUCAGCUCGUUUGUUUGCCUUCGAUGGUUGCAGGAAUGUGGCCGCUAGGCAGUUUCCAGGUUCGAAAAUCCAUAAGUGAAGGUAUGUGAUGUGAUUUACCACAUCUACGCGGUUUAGCCAAGAAGGAGAAGGUUAAAUUGGCUAUGCAAACGGGUUAAACCGCAGCGAUCGAGAUCCCGAUGCAGGACGUCUGUGCUAGAAUGCCUAGGAAGGAAUGUGGUCAAAAGGUCUGAAAGCGUGUGCUAUGCGAGUAUCAGUAUGCGCUAGCAGAUCCCUGACGCCUAAUACCCUGCCGGUAGAUGCGCUUGCGCUCCCGUUCGGCAUACAACUGGUGGACAUGGUUACCCAAUCCUCCUCGUUAUUCUGGUCCCUGUUGGGAUGUUGUUGUUAUUAGUCGAAACCUGGUCGUUUGCUGCGUGGACCAGGUGGUGUGGUAGAACGCCUAGCUGUCUGUCCGACCACUUGCUCCGCCUAGUUCUUCCUUACUCUCUCUUGACACCUGGUCCAGGCGGCGGGAGAAGGAGAGAGUGCGGUAGAUGUUGCGAAUGUCUGCAUCCACUAUAAACUAAUUCACACGCAGGUCACCGUGCCUGCUGCGCCUUGCUGAGUAGCACACGGUGGACAUCGUCAGAAUCGACGGUUGAGCUGUCAGGGUGAAAGAUUCCAUUAUGUUAUACCUACCAAUUCUUAUCGCCAUUUGCUUACUGCCCCAUGGAAGAUGCAACGCAGGAGGUUGAUCCCUGCUAUCUAGACUGCACGCUCGGGACGAAGAAAAUUAAAGAAGAAAAACCAGAGCUAGUGGGCAAUCCUCUGACAUCUGUUAUUGACUUAUGCUAGAUGUUUUUCUUUAGAGCCUGCAAGGUCGUGUGAUUCAGUUUAGCUUGCACUUCUGCCAGAAAAAAACUGAUGAACUUCAAAUUUACUGUGUAGAAACGCCAAUCAGGGCAAAAUAACAUUGCCAAAAAAGACAAGGCAGACUGAGAUGGCCAUUUUUGGCCUGCUAACCGUCAUCAACCGGUCCUACAUAACCGCGGCGCAGGCAAACCCCGAGGUCCAGAUUUACGAUCUGUUCGCUAGAAACCCAAAGCCCCGGCUAUUGAGCCACGUUCUCGUUGUUCUGUCGGCUCCAAUCGAGUAAUAUUCACAAUGGCAGAAGGGCGCGCACCUCGAGAGUUGUAUGACACAGGGUUGGGUGUGACUGACUGACGACGGCUACCAAGCCAGAAACGGUCAUUCCAGUCUGCCAUGUCAUUGUCGGAAGUGCUAUUCUGUCGCUUUUACGCGCCGCUGUGCGGCUGGAGGCGGGACUUGAGAGGGAGAACCCUAACACAUAACUGGACGACUGAGUUCCGUCACGUGAUCGGUGCGCGCCCUUUUUCUAAACGUUAACUUACCACCUAAUUCACAUUGGAUGAUCUACCUGCGCACUGUUGCGGUCACACUCGCCAGAUAUGCGAAUCCAACUUCCUGUCAUACUUUUCUUCAUAAGAGCCCGAAUUCCAGUCUCAGCGAAACAGUGACUCAGACGAUAUAAUCUGCCCCUUGCUCGACUGGAGGAAGGCAAUACUGAAUGGAAACAGUAACUCUCGUCUGCACCUGUUCCGCAUUCGCGGGUUCGGUUGCAAAAGUCUGUUUUUUCACAUGCUUUUCUUGUCCUGCAAGUCUCCUCUUUCCACACUCUGGUGCUGAACGUUCCGAAUAAGGUAUGUGAAACAAAACAGUAAUUUGAAAGUAUAAGAGAUUUCUGAUCUCCCGAGCUUCACAUCAGAUGCAUGAUGAGAGACACUUCUGCGUCAGUGAGCAAGAAAUUUCUUCAUUGGAUAAAAACCGCUUUUGUAUUACUGAAUUCAAGAUCGUCCAAAACGUGUCCUGCCAGGCAGAUGCUAGAAGUACUUAUCGGAUUGCAAAUACCAAAAGCUUUCGAGCUAACAAAACAUCUGCUGAUAAGUGACAACUAAGCAGAUUGCAUCUAAAAUUUUGACAUCUCCGAUGCUGACAUAUGGUGUGGGUCGCGGGGGUGGGGCAACGGGAAGUUGGAACGGCCAGAAAGCGUUUCAUUAUGCAAUGUAUCCUAACUGCCUGUGUCCUGAGCGUGAGUCGCAUAACGCACCUCGAAGCUGUCUCAACCGGGUUGGCCAGCUGCGUGAAGAAAUAGUAUUCCCUUGUUCUGCACUAUACGGGGAGGGGAAGUCUGACAUAUUCUAGUUGACCGUUCAGUCAAAAUUGCACAGUACAGAAAACUACCUAAUUAAAACUAACUGAAAUCUCGAAAUCUACAUUCAUUUGGAAAGUAUCAUUCAUGCAGGCUUGUACUACACAAUUCCCAAGUACUUUAGUCACACCGGAACUUAUCUUAUAAGUGCGCGUCCUUUUAGUCGCCCGUGAAAAGCAUACUUGCUAAAGGAUGGCUACUUAUGAAGUUUACAUUGUUUCAUUAAUUAUCGAUGGCCUUAUAAAUUCGAAAAUAUUACAGAAACAUCAUUUUUGUGCACUUUUACAGUCAACUAUGCCUUCUUCAAUGCUUUUUACUUAAAGGUAUCCUCCGGUUUUGAAGACGUUCCUUAUUUCCGAGUAAUUUUAAAUCCGGGUUGUCAUUGGACUUGAGCUUAGGACCUCCAAGUUACAAGCUGUGAUCUGAAGGGCAUAGUCGACAAAAACAUCCUAGAUAGAUAUAUAAGAAUUCAAGUUUACGUUUUUUGCGAUACGGCACAUAAUAUAUGGCGGAAUUUCCACCAGCUGAGAGUUUAACCUAUUCAACGCAUGGCAUUCUGAGUAGUUCUUGUAUUUGUCGGCUUGCCGCGAAACCAGGUUCAGAGCCUUUUUAGGGAUUUUAAACUGAACUGCGUCUCAGACCUCUCUUCCUCAACCAAUAGUCUUAAAAACCAAUCAUCAAGUCAUCGCUAGGCAACGUUUCCCGUAUGAAAGUCUUUGAAGGUGGCACAGCAUUCAGUGCGUUCCUUCGUAGAUACAGUAAGUGGGCUAACUCAUGAAAUCUCAACAGAAAUCUCAAAAUGCGUUUUCGUUUCGAAAAGAUUAAUUAAGUAGGGUUGUAAAACUAAUCAGCAUGCAUCAUAAUACUAUGAUAACUCAGUUUCUCCGGGAUGCUGGCUUUUGAACGAACUUCUUCACGGCAGUAUGCAAAAACGACACUUAGCAAAAACGGUUACUUACGUGGCAUGCAUCUUUUCAACGAUUUUUGACGUCCUUAAAGAUUUGAUUAUAUCUCAUGGAAACCAUGCAGAAAAAUAUUUCUUUUUUGGCUCUUUCAGUAGAUAAUUACGUCUUCUACUAAUCUUCUACUCGAAGGAAGUGUCUAAUUCGGUUUUCAAAAACGUUUCCAAUUCCCAAAAUAUUUUUAACCCGACUUGCCGUUGCACUUGCAUUCAGGAUUUCCAAACUACAAGCCGUGUCAUUUCCGCGUAAGGAAAACCACACAAUCCUCUUCGGUAUUAAGAGAAGGCCAUAUGGGUUUCUUAAAAUUUAGCAGUGGAUUUGGGCCGUAUGGUUAACAUUCCAAGCCACAUUGGGAAAUGCAGAGACAUGACGUUUCAUGAAUGGCCAUCUCACGGCAUUAAAAAAUCUCACAGUUAUAAACUUUUUUAAAAGCUGAAUUAUACUCAUCCUGCCAGUAUAACCUUGGAAGAAGACGUCAUUUUCCACCGAACGUGCAAAAGAAUGAAUAUUUUUAUACAUGUUUUCCAUGAACUAUAAAUUAUUUGUCAAGGGCAUCAAAAAUCAAGGAGAAAAUUGCAUGCUUCUCAAGUAGUCAUUUUUUCAUAGAGAAUUGCUUUUGCAUGCAGCUGUGAAGAAUUUCGUUUGUAAUCCGGUAUCCUGAGGUACCUGCAUUGUUAUAGAAUUAUGCUGCAGACUGAUUAGUUGUACAAACCUACUUAAGUAAUCUUUUCAAAACGAAAACGCAUGUCAGAAUUUCUGUUGACAUUUUAUGAGUUAGCCCACCUACUGUAGAUGACGUGACGAAGAUGGGUCACGCACUCGGAAAGACGGGCCAGGAGGCAUAGCCAGUAAGUUCGUAUUUCUGCGGCGGCGGCGGCGGCGGCGGCGACCGUUCUUGUCUUUCGGGAAGUCGGUUUGUUCACACACUCGGGACGCCUUUGCUGAUUACUUUAACAGCAGACUACCACCUACCACGCGAAUUUUGAUGACAUUGGCUCCUAGCACAGUCUAAACUCGAGCACCCAUAGGACAGUCACAUACCCCGUCAGAGUAAAGAUGAAGUCCUAGGAGAGAAAGAUGGGGAAGGUGGAAAGCUGAUGACGGUUGCAUGACGCCUUGACAGGCGCAACGAGGCAGGGCAACAGACGGCAGAGGGGAGCGAUGCGACAAGAGUAGACGUCUGUCAGAAAUGAGGGGAUAGAGUUUUUGCAGAAAAAAAGAACGAAAUUUUAUUCGAUAAGCGUUUGAUGCGAUGUCAACCGGAACACAGUACUUGCCUUACCGAGGUACUUCAUGUGUGCUGAAGGCUGAACAGCGAGAUUCGGUCGCGAUUUGUGGACAGGUAUUCUUUCCUGAACUGUGAAAGCACUAGAAAGUCGAAAUCUAAGACCUCCGCUCUCAGCCCUGUCUUUAGAUUCAGGCAGCAUUGUGAAAGUAGACUUGUGAAGGAACGAGCGAAUUACUUCUAGUUCCACUGCGUAACCGCAAGUGACCAGGAAACGAUGGACACAAAAACAACUACUUCCUGUUGAAUAAAAAUUUAAAUAUUUGCCUAACGGUGAGGAUAGGUUGUGUAAUUCCACUGGGUUUAGCACAUAUAUGUAACUAAUAUAUGUGUUUUAUAAAGUCUUGUUUUGUUUAUUAAGCCAUAACUGCAGGACGUCUUCCCUUACGGGUUAUCUAACACUUUGAUAUAACCGAAUGCACCGAGAUGUUUCAGUAGAACUUUUUAGUGAUAAAUUAUUUGACAUGAAUUCCUCGCUUCCCCUCCAAGUACCUUGAUUUCUUAGUUACUCCAAUGUACUUACAUUGCCUUUCCUUGUCGAUUCCGUAUGCCGUGAAUUGCAUAUUUCUUCCGGAAGAGUAGAUGAAGCUUUUCGUGUCACUUUGGUACUUACUAUACAACGGCUACCGUAGGGAUCGCUGAGUGCGUUUUGGACCGAUUUGUCUACGUUAGAACCCAAAUGCUCUGCUUCCUCGAUACCUCUGAAUGGUUUCUGUUGCCGAACGCGUUCGCCUGACUUAGUUAUUUUUUAAAAAUACUUUUGCAUGAUUCCUCUCAUUAACAAUAAUAAGACAGUAAAGUUUAGUUGAGAAGUGGGGCUACUCAGCCUACCGCUGCCUCCCUAACACUUAGGUUUAUAUUCAAAUUCAUGCCCUCACAAUCUGCAUAUAAGGUCUCACACAGUCUAGUAACCGGAGCUCUCUUAGAAUGUACCUCAGUUUAAAUCUGAGACAAAAUUAAUGCGCCCGAGUUGUCUCCGUGGGUCUUUGUCAAGUCCAGUCGCCACGCAGCCAACAAAUCCUGGCCCGAUGGAUGUAGAUUCAGGUGAUAUUUGGGAGACUGGUAUAAAGCUGACGGAAUCGGACGUAUAUUUCAUGAUCGCUGCGGAUCAGCGGUAGCUCCCACCGCUUUAAAAGAAUCGCCCAUGCAAGUGCAUGAAUGGUUUAGGAUCUUAUGCUGGCGGUCGUCACUACGAAGUAACGGGAAUUCGGAGCAUGCAAGGAGAUUGAUGGAGCAUUGAGACCUGACUGAGGAGUUCUUUUAAAUUUCGAGAUACUCAAGAGAUCUGUUUUUAGGGCACAGCGGUGGCGGAACAAGCAACAGUAACGGACAAAUGAUCAGGGAUAUUUGUUUGACGAUGACUGCGCAGGCUCUUUACGCAGGCGUGAGUGCAACGGAGAUUUGUACUUCAGCCAGCUUGCUGCUCGUAUUGCUUCUAAGUAGCACAAAACAAAAAUAACAGGGCGAUCUAAUGCGGAGUCUCGGUCUCGCGUUAUGUUUGUGUUCAUGUAUUAUUAAUCCCAGAUUACGUCCACUCUGAUCCGCGUAACUGCAGAGGCAGGCUCAGCGAGGGAUACCACCCACUACAUCAACCCCUCUCUCCCCACACUUUGGUCCCUGAAUUAACUUCCAUUCAUGAACUUAAAUUUUGCAGGAACUGAUGCAUGAUCAACUAGAGUCAUGGGUGCUGUACCUAUCAAAUGAACCUUACACUUGUGCUAACACACCGAUUUGGGCUUUUCUCGGGUGCAGCAGCAUAGGUGAAUCAGAAAAGCUGAGAGUUCCAUCGUACGCAAUUCUGUUGAUGAAGACAAAUGAGCGAGUUUCGAUAAGCAGUUCAGAUAAAAAAGAUAAAGUUGCCGGGACCUUGUGGAUAAUGGGUCAAAGGUUUCAGAUUACCCCGCGAACACAUAAUCAGGGACAGGAUUAGAUAGGGGUAAUGGAUCUGCUAUUGUCUCUCGUGAUGGGUUCGGACAGGAAUCCGAAACGUCGGUCAAUUAAAGCUCUUGUCCUAGCGAUUGCGUCUCCUUCUUCACGACUACUUCCUGGGACUCGUCUCUUCACUCCUAUGGCAGCCUUCGCAAUCAUCACGGGGACCCGUAGAUGAUACAAGGAGGGUUGUCAGUCCGCAUGUUUAACACUUGGUCUUUUAAUUCACUGUCUUUGGACUUUUCGUCACCCACGUCCUUGACGCAAGGCUCAUUACUUUGUCCAAACAAAGUCCCAGCACAGAAUAUGGGACCGACAGGUCACUGCGCCUGUUGAUUGACUUCGAGACAGAGAACCAUGACUGCUAAAACAGUUCGCUAUUCACGCUCGACCUAGUCAAACUGGAAGGUAUGACAGGAUCCCAUUGAGCGGCCUGCAAUCUAGGAUCUUCAAUGCUGCUGCGAUUUCGGUCAUUCGCGUUCUGCGGCUUAGUUGUCAUAUCCGCAUCUGCACUACAUCGGCUAAAUGAUUCCUGGGGUUUCUUGUCGUGUUAAUGGGUCCUUUGGCCUGAUGACUUGGCGCCUGAUGGUUUUAGACUUCAAAACUUUCGAGUGCAGAGGAAGAUUCUCUGAUGCAUACAAGGAUCCAUUCAGUUUUGCCGAACGAUUAGCACACCUGAGAAUUUAUUUCAAGUCCUCUUGUAAGAUUUCCAGUCUUUACCAAAAGGACAUAUAGGGUAUUCAUGCCUUAGCAUGUCGAUCUAAACUCAGUGAUAUUCCCUCUGGGAUGCUAAAUUCUCGAGGAAAAAACUGAAGUAAAUCUUAUGCUCGAUGUUUAGCGACAUCCUACUGACCCAAGUUUAUGGCAGCAGUCAUCAACCUUAUCUUAAGGCCAGUCGUGCAGGCAAGGCGAGUAUGCACUUUCAAGUCGUCUAGCCUUAAGAGCGGUCGUAUAAAGUCCCUGUUGCGUGGACUGCAAUAAACAAACGAUAAAACUGGGAAGAGUUUUUCGACUGUCGCUCACAUUAUUAACAUAACCGAAUGAGGAUUAGUAUGAAUUGCAUUUGCUUACAUAUAUGUUAUAUAAUAGGGAUGACCAGUGCUUAUAUUUUAAAUAAAUGCUUAUAACUGUAAUUAGCACUACCUCCAUAUACUGACUAAAGUUUUAGGGUCGAUCUCACUGUGCCACUGUAGUUAUAUGUCCCAGGAUCAUUUCUCCUUUGCUACUACCAGUUACCGAGAAAACCCGAGAUGUUGCUCCGUUUGAAUCCAGUUUAUUUAGGGUUAGGUCUUAACAAACGACAUUUUGAACGCGUUACCGGCACUGUAGACCGUGUGACCCACAACGAGGUUGGCGCAGAAGUAGCAACUUACGCAUGAAGCAGUUUAUAAUAAUAGUAGACUUGAUCAGAAUAUACUACAAUCUCCAUCCUCACUCACCUGAGUCCCGAGUAAAGACGAAGUCAAAAACCCUGGAACGAUGUCGUGUGCCACACACGGCCUGAAUCACGCAUAAAGCGCCAGGAUUUUAUACGAGUAACAGAAGGGAGGCGCUUCCAAUUCCAACGGAAUGUGGGUACCAUAGAGACUAGGUUAGGGGGAAAUCAUUGCGACCAAACUCCCAGUCCUGAAAGGGCCAACCUAACUCUUCAUCUGGCAGCUAUCCAAACCACUGCGGUAGUCUAAAAACGCGUUAGAUUGCUUAUAGUGAGCAAGAUGCGUUGAGCUAUGAAAAAGGGCGCUUCGCAGAGUCGAGCUCAUCCUCUCUUCCCCCACUGCCAGCGUCCGCCAGUCGUCCGGUGUAGGUGGUUGGCGCUGCGAGAACCUGCGUCAAGACGCGCCAUCCAAUCACAAUGAGGGGCAUUCGAUGUGGGUGCACAACGUAAAUAAUGCCCGCCGAUCUGGUCUCCAUGGAGGACCGGCGCAACACUCGCAUGGGUAGGUAGCCUGUUGGUUGCGACACCUACACAAAGCUAGCAAAUAAUUUUUUUGUUCGACCCUUCUGAAUCUCAAGUAAUUAUCCUCCCAUGCCUACUCUUUGUUAUAUCUCUUUGAAAUUUUUCUGGUUCAACGAUUCUACCAUCCCGCCUUUUAGUCGGUUUUCAGCUGAGAGUAACGGUGAAUUUUUGCGCAGCUAUAGGCAAUUGUUGUUACAUUGUACAGUAGGUCUGAUUAACCUCACGAAAUCUCUGAGUCCCAAUUUAGAAAUAGCGCAGGGUCCUAUUCAUGUUGUUUUUUCUUAUUGACAGCUAACUAUCGCAAGGAAAAAUCACUAUUUUUCCUGUUGGAAAAUGAAUACUCCAAUAGGAUGUAUGCGCCUGUCCGUAAAGACCCCGAAACAAAACAUAUAAAAUUCCUCGCUGAAAAACGGAAAGCGCUCGCUUACAGGAUCCAUCCUCGCAUAAGGUGUUUCGCACAACUUUCACAGACCGGCAAAUAGAAAUUAAUCAUGAUUAAAACUUGAGGCGACUGUGGGCAGGACUUCGAUAAUCUUUCCUUUUUUCGGACAUUCUGGGUCAUCUAACGGGAUUACAGGACUUAAACACAUUGCAAAAGUACAGCUCGGCGACUCAAAAUUUAAAACCAUAGUUAGUUUAGUGCUCUUUGAUGUUUGAAUGAGGUUGGAGCGCUUUUUUGGCAAAAAAUUCUCAACACAAAAUUUGGCUCACCCAUUUGUGCGGCGAGUCACAGACAGUGACAUCGUGGAUGUGGUGCCAAAUUUUGCCCGACAAUUGGGUCUUCAGAAAAAAGCACAAACCUCCUCUCAGCGCCAAUGGUUUUUGCAUGGUAGUGCAACCGCGGCGAACGGCGGCCCUACGAGGUGGGCUAAGAGGCACGUGAAAUAGUUCUGAGCGGAGGACAAUUGCGUUUAGUCUACCGAGCUCUCUUUCUCCAGCCAAACGCACCGUCUUUUAGAGGGUAGGAAUACUGAAAUGUGAACUAACCAGUCCGUCUAAGCGUGCCACAGACCACUUCAGAUGCACCAGGCCGCAGUAAGGCGAGGUCCAGGUCCAAAUAAGCGAAAAUUGCACAAAGGCUACAUUAAAAAGGACACAUUUCAGCCUGACACAAGUUCCGAAAAGGAUCAACAUAUCAAGUCAGCCGACAACCCCCGAAGCCAUUACUCUUGGCUAUUCGGGCUAAAUGUGUACGCGUCAGACUAGGAAUAGUAAGGAAUGUGCUCUAUUGUCGGGAUGAUGAAUUACGGAGAACCGCUUUCCCUCUUCAUUUUCCCAUAUAUCAGCGGCUUCUCCGAGUUGCACCGACUGGGCGGAAGAAUUCGUCGUAGUGGCUGACAAAGUUACUUAAGAGAGAGAGGGGUAAUUCGCUUUAUUUUGAAGUUCUAAAUUCGAAAUGUUCAGCAACAAAAUGGGUUCCAUUCAAAACGGGCAGUAAAUAAGCUAAUAAAUUACUCAAGAGUCAACAAAUAAUUCAACAAAAUGGAACGACUAUGAUGGGGACAGUUCGAGUUUUAGCUUCUGGAUUACUUCACACGAAAGAUAGCGCGCCAGGAAGGGCAAUACGGAAUUUCGAUGUGCCGAUGUGCGGCAAGCGAUACGUGGAAAGCUACGGCGCAUGGAUCGGAGGGACUUUGCAGAGAUUAGUUCAGAAUACAGGGGAUGGGCACCGUCAUCCAGAUUUCGACCAGCAAAUUUGUUGACCGUUUAAAAAUGUCGUUGUAGAAUAAUGUCGACUAAAAAUACAUAAGAAAAACCAACAGCAAAAGAGAACAUUCAAAGGACUCCUUUUAAAAUUAACAUAUAUUUUUGAGGAAAGCAGGAAAAAUGACAGGAGGACAAGAGAGAAUAUGAUGAGGAAUGUAGGCAUCUGUGAAUCGUCAAAUUAAAGAUUGACUUGUAAUGGUAGGAAUGCAAACAAAGAGUUUAAUAGAAAAGUUUACGAACUUUGGUGCAAAAGGACACGAAAUGGAGGAAAAAUAAAAGAUUAUAUGACAAAGUAGCGCCAAGGAACUUGAAAGAGGAUACCUCGAUUGGAAGGAUGGCAGAACAUUCAGGACAAGGAGAGGGUCACAGUCGGAAAAUAUACUGGAGGGAUUUUUAAUUGUUCAGUAGAAGAACGUUUUCCUGCGACCAUACUGAGACGUGGUCGAGACCAGCCUUCAAAAACGAGAUUUUUGACUGGGUGAUCAACAACCAUAUCGUCGCCGUAGUUACCUAAUACACUGUCGUUUGGGGAUCAUAGAUCAUUACUAUGGAGAGAGAAGAGGUGAAGAGAUUAAAUAGAACCCUGAAAAUUUCCACAAUCGUCGCUCAUUUAUGCGUGCGACACAUGAUCUACAUCAUUAAGCACUUACCGGGCUACAGUUGGUGGGCCUGAGUCACACCAAGGUGGGAGAUGCUAUAAAUGUCAGAUUUAAAUGGCACCAAUUAGACCUGGCUGUCUGCCAUGAGUAGGACGAGUUCGAUUGGAACCUUUCAGCCCCUUGUUAUAACUCGGCUGGCAGGAUACCUUCGUAGAUUCGCAAAUACCUCUCACAAAUAGGAAAAUUCCUUAAUAGAAUACCUCGCCAUAACACGUUUGCCCUCAUUAACUGAAGCGUCACGGCAGUCACGAACUGCUGAUCAAAGGCAGCCAGGGCGAAUAUCGUUCACUAUCAUCCGGUCGCGCGCAAAAUCUGACAGACUGGAGUGGAGGUCAGCAAGCCAUCUGGAGGCAAAAUGUUUACGCGAAUCAGUCCGGUCGUUGAGUGCGGUUAACCAGAAACAGAAGUCAUGCUAAACCAAGCAGGCUUGACCAGCUUAACCGACUGGUAGCCACAACUUUCCAAAUGUACUCGGCCUGCCUCCAGCUUUGGUUUAAGAACUUUUGAUCAGGCCUAACACUUUUAUAGAUAUUUACAGUAGGUGGGCUAACUCAUGAAAUGUCAACCGACAUUUUGAAAUUCGUUCUCAUUUCGAAAGGAUUUAUUAAGUAGGGUUAUAAGACUGCUUAGUAUGCAAUAUAAUUCUAUAAUGAUCCAGUUACUUCAGGGUGUCGGCUUUCAAAUGAACUUAUUUUCGACUGCAUGCAAGGACGAUACUCUGUAAAAAAGACUACUUAAGUAGCACGCAAAUUUUACAUUAAUGUUCGAUUCCCUUGAAAAAUCAAUUACAUUUCAUAGAAAAUAUGCAUAAAAAUAUUCAUUCCUUUAAUUUUUUGGUAGAGUAUCACGUCUUCCGAUUGUGUAAUCGAAAGAAGAGUAUAAUUUGGUUUUAAAAAUCUUUUCUUAUUCUCUAAUAAUUUUGAACCCGACCUGUUGUUACGCUUGCAUUCAGGGUUUCAAACUACAAGCCAUAUAUUUUCCGUGUAAGGAAAACUGUGCAUUUCCCUACAGUAUUAAGAGGAGAUCAUAUGGAUUUCAUAAAAUUAAGCCGUGGAUUUGAGCAAUAUUGUUUACUUCACAAGCCAAAUUGGUAAAUGCAGAUACCUGACUUUUUACGAACGGCUAUUUCAGGAAAUUAAAAAAUCUCACAACUAGAAACUUUUUGAAACCGAAUUAUACGAGUAUAAAAUCGGAAAACGUGAUUUUCUACCAAACAAGCAAAAGAAUGAAUAUUUCAUGCAUGUUUUCCAUGAAAUAUGAUUGCAUUUUCAAGGGCAUCAAAAAUCAAUGAAAAAGCUGCAUGCUGCUUAAGAAGUCAGUUUUUGCAGAGUAUGGUUCUUGCAUGCAGUGGACAAUAACUUCAUUCGAAAGCCGACACCCUGAAGUAACUGGAUCAUUAUAUAAUUAUUCUGUAUGAUCAGUUUCAUAACCGUACUUAAUAAAUCUUUUCGAAACGAGAAAAUAUUUCGAAAUUCCGGCUGACAUUUCAUGAGUUAGCCCACCUGCGGUAUUGUGGUGAAUAGAAGGUGGUGAAUUCGAUCUCACAUAUAAUUUACAUGUCAUCGAACGAAACGGAGCUGCCUGUUCCGAAGGCCGGAUACACUAGGUUAACGGCCUCUGUAGCGUUACUUUUUUUCAAUCAUACGACCUGUCGGGAUGCUUUGCAGUUAAAAUAUAGAACACGGAUCCUGCCUCCUGAGCUCCUUUGGUGGAUAUGUAUUACUCCAAACGCAAAUGCUAGCAACCCUGUGCAUGUUAUCAGUAAUUAUAAAACCUCGAGUUAUAGCAUGAGUUCACAACGCUCAUUGGUGUGUCUAACAGUGGGAAAGCAAAAAGUACCGCAGUGUAUUGGAGCUGUGGACUGCCUAGGCAAUGAAAUAAACACCUACUAACCUGUGGCAUUUGUCAACUAUUUACGCAUUCCAUGUCUGUUUCGUAUGAAUUUCACCCCCUGUCUAACGUUCCUUGCUUUUCUGUAGUUUGAACUUUUUCCAAAGCCCCUGGAGGGAAAUGCAAGCGAAGAGCAGUCCCAAUAUGAGGUCGCAGUCACGGCGACCUAUAGGGUAGAAUUUCGACAAUGUGCAAAGCGACCUAACAUGCGCCGACCAGCGGAGAGCGAACACGUCCUUGCCAGUAACCACAUAUUCUACACACUCGCAUCACUCAGCAGUGAAGGGGUGCAGGAGUUGGAAGUUUUGGACUGCUGGCACGGUUUCAAUGAGCCCACUCUAGCUGAAGGAUCGGGAUCAGAGGACUCCGAAUCGGCCAGUGGGCACAUUGUUAACUUCAUGCCGGCUGACGCGGAUUCCUUUCCAAAUUAUACGGUGAAUGUGAACUCUGCCGACAUAGGUACUGCUCUACGCUGUAUUGAACCAGUGACCUCGGUGAACCUCUUUGGCCGAGACACCCUCUGCUGCUCCUAUCUACUGGCCAUCGAUCCGAAGUUAUUUACGCAGAAGCGAUCGGAAGAAAGCAGUCGGGCUCUAGCGGCGCCAGGAAACCCAAACAACUCCCAGCACGUUGUACGACCCCAUGUUGAGCUGGUUUUGCAGACACGUGCGGGAGAGGAGGAUGAUGAUGACGAUGAGGAGGAGGAUGAAGAGGAGGAGGAUGACGAUGAGGAGGAAGAGGACGACGACGACGUCGACGAGGAAGACGGAGGCGGGGCAACGGAAGAGGAACCUACAGCGGACUUACGCUCUAGUACAUUUGGACCUAGCCGGGAGACAGAUAGUGGGACUAACGUAAAUGAUAGUGUACGCGAAAAUGACAGCCAUGGCACCAUAAGUCCGCCCGAGCAAAUAGUUGCUCCUCGACAAAGUACACGGCAAAGAAGGUCCCGUGAACAUAACUGA